Messenger RNA from Drosophila novamexicana, 795 nucleotides. RefSeq lists its product as uncharacterized. The record is from RefSeq and is a predicted model, not a curated record. Gene Ontology annotation, cellular component: transcription regulator complex; nucleus. The transcript has 2 exons. The coding region runs from base 4 to 795 and encodes 263 amino acids. Gene Ontology annotation, biological process: regulation of transcription by RNA polymerase II. Lineage: Eukaryota; Metazoa; Arthropoda; Insecta; Diptera; Drosophilidae.
AAAAUGAGUAAAAAUAACAAAGUUGUCUGGACCGAUGAGAUUUUGUUUUUUAUAAUAAAACAUGUGAAAGUGGCGCCGUUCGUUUGGGACCACUCCCAUCCACAAUUUGCAUAUAAAUCAAAAAAGGCAAAAUUCUGGUCACUGCUAGCAGAAAAAGUCAAUGCCUACGGUGGAUUUUUUUCAGCCACACCAAUUACAAAGGAGGCAUUGCAAAAGAAAUGGACAAACAUGAAAACAUACUAUUUGUUCGAGGAGAGCAAAUCAAGGAGAAUCGGAGCAGAUGCAGAUAAUUUCAGUACCACCUGGAAAUUUAGGUCAACAUUAUCGUUCUUAAGUUCAGCUCUGGACACACCAGCAUCUCGACCACAGCAACAACCAAUAACAUCGGAAGUUAGCACAUGUGGCGGCACAAUUCUACCUCCCAACCCAAGUGAGAGUAGUUUUGAUCUAUCCGAAGAUGAUCCACUUGCUACACAGGACUGCCUGCCACCAAAUAUUACGAUAAAAACAGAGGAACCGUCAGCCGAAGAUCCGCCAGCGUUAAGUGAGCAUGAGAAUGAAGAGGAAGAAGAAGAACCAUUGUCACCUGUUAGAAAAAGACCAAAAGAGGCCCCAAUCAUGGAAGUGCGAACACCUAGGAAAGCACACAAAUCAUAUUUUUAUCAUUAUGGCAUGACUGUUGCUCAGGAUUUGGAUCAAUUGGAUGAGGAUUACAAAAUAGAUGCUAAACUGGAAAUAAUGCAAAUUAUUGCCAAAUACAAAAGAGAACAAUUUUUGAAUCAAACCGACAGUUAA